AUGAGGGGAGCUUUGAAAUUUGAGACCAAAAAUUUUCAUGGUGUUACUCCAUGGUUCUGGGAGCAAAAACCACAAAGCAAAGAUAAAAAGAAAUUUGGCUACAAAUCUCGGAAUAUGAAGUUUUCUCUUCGGAAUAAUAAUGUAGUGGCACCAAGCAGUGAUCCUCCAAAAGUUCAGCCAAAUAGAAAAUCAAAUGUCAAUAAAAGAGAUGCUUCAGGAACAGUUCAAAGGACAAAUAAAAGUUCAAAUCAGCAACUGGCUACUACUAAACAAAAAACAAAGGAGACCUCUAAUACCAAACAAAAGAAACAUCCAUUUGCAGAAACUGUGACAUUAACCAAAGCUCAGCUGGAUGCUAUUUUGGCUUCUGUAGGAAAAUUACCUGUCACAGAUAAAAAUCUCUCCAGUAACAAUGAAAUCGAUACACUUAAGGAACAAACAGCUGAAAAAGAAGUGACAGAUACUGGAACAUCAAACCAAAAUGGUAGCCAUAUUGUCAAAAAUAGAGAAACCUCCACAAAAGAGGAUUAUGAACAGACAGCAGAAAAACUUAAAGAAGGCACAACCCAACACAGUGAAGAAUAUGAGAAAGAUUCAAACAUCAAUACACAAUUACAUGGCCAGGCAAAACCAGAUGGUAAUGAGGCCAGAAUUUCAACUCACAUUGUCCAAGAGAAAGCACCAAAUCCGUAUCCAGUAACUCAGAAAUUGUCUUUGGCUGAACGUAAAAAGCGGCAAUGGCAGAAAGAAAAAGCUGAGCAAUUGCAAAUAUAUGACCCAUGGGGCCGGCCUGGAGCUGGGGCUCCUUUAAUUGAUUCCAAGGGCCAGGUGAUUACCAACUACAAAAUGUACAAUUCUCAGGGAAAUAUGUUGACCAAUGACCAGUUAGGUUUGGCUGGAAAUGUCCUUGCAGAGAUUGGUCAACAAACAAAUCUCCCCAAUCAGUCAUAUCUACCACAACCAACAAGUGCCAACUUAGGAGAGUUUUCAAAUCUGGCUGAUACAACUGGUCAGAUAUCCAUUAUGCAGGGAAUUGAACCAUCAGAAAGUUCUUCAGUACUUCCUACCAUGUCUACAGAAUUAUCAAGCAUGUCUUUUGCUACUCAACAGCCAUCUAGUGCCAACCAAUUUAAUCCAACCAAUACUGAGGGUAAUAAAAGUAGCCGUCCAGUAGCUGUUGUACCAGCAGCCAUGAGAAGCAGCUUCCUAAUCGGGAAUAAUGGCAUCCCAGAUUAUGAGAGUGUUCGAGAAGAAGAAAAAAGGAAAUGGUUAAUGGAAUUAGAGAAACAGAAAGAAGAACAGAGGUUACGUAAGCUGGAACAAAAUGAUAAAUUUAAUUCACCCACAGACAAUGUAUCUUUCAUCCAUGAAGUCUCUUCUAUGGCACAAGGAAGUGAUGGCUCCCACAGUCAGAGAACUAGCCACUUACGGGGUCAUCUUAACCUGCACAUGGAUCCUGUCACCCAGCAACAAUUAGAAAUGAAAAAACGCAAGAAUGAAGAAUUGAUGCUGGAGCUCAAAGCACAAAUAAAUGAACAGCAGAAGCAAAAACAGUUAGAAUGGCAGAAAAAGCAGCUGGAGGAGGCAGCAGAUGAACAGCGGUUACUGGAGGAGCAGCAGUUAUUGAACCAGCAGUACCAACAAGAAUUGCAGCAGGAAAAACAGAGAAUUGAAGCUAAAGAAAAUAAAUUAAAACAAUUGGCUGCUACCAUUGAUCAAGCCAGAGAAGAGGCCUUACUGGAUAAGAAACUGAAACGACUUCAGUAUCUUGAACGACAUGGACAUGAUACAACUCGUCUGCAAGCUGACUUAGCAGCCACUUGCAAAUCAUUGUCCUCCUGGCAGUCCAAAGAUACCAAGUAUGCUGCAUCUUCAACAUCUGAUGUCACUAUUUGCAAUCCCAGUCAAACCUUGUCCAAUACUCAAGAUGGACUGCAAGACCAGUUAUCUGGUCAAUCAAAACUGAGAGAUUUUGCUUCUCAAACAGAUUACUGCCUGCUGUCUAAAUGUGAAUUGAGUGAUGUUGAAAUAGAAUAUGAAUUUGAAGAAGAAACUAACAAUGAAAAGUUUCCAGAGAAGACCAAUAUCACAAAUGUCAGACCAUCUGGAAUGAAAGGGAAGAAACCCAUUAAAAUACAGGACAGACCAACUUGGGGUUAUCAAAAUCCGAAUGGUAAAAAGCCAGUGAAAAAAAAUUAUGUAGCAAGGCAAGGCACAGAGAAAAAAGUUCCAAAUUCAAAAAUUGGGGCCAUGGGUUCCACAAACAAAAAAGAAAUUUCCCCUAAAUUUAAAUCUGGAACUGGUGCUUCAAAAGAUCCCAGCAGCACAAACCAGCCAUCAAAACAAAGUUCUGUGAGUCAGAAGCCUCAUUUGGGUGGACAACAAGAGAGAAUGUCUCGCCAAGUCAAAGCUGGAUACAAUCAAUCUUCCAUAAAAUCAGAUGCAAAACAAGUUAAAGAUCUGAAGAUAAAAGACAAAAUACAGAGGGAACCUUCACCUCCAGUGCCUGCUCUAAGGAAAAAGACAGCAACACUUAAACCUCAAAAAGAACCAGUGAUGAACAGAAGUCCUCGAGGAAUGUCUCCACCUGUACCGGCUGUAAGAAGAAAACUUCAAGGAGCCAGGCAAGAGAUUGAUAAAGGAGAACUGUGCAUUCAAACGGACACUUACAAUUAUGACCGUAUGAAAUCUGUCAAUCAGCAAGGGAGACCUGUUAAAAAACCCAAUAAAUAUGCUGAUAAUAUUCCUCUUGUGUCUCCAGUACCACAGAAUGACUUCAUCCCUUUCACUCGUACAUCUGAUGUCUUGGAUCCAGCCAAUGCUGAUAGCCCUGUGCCGAUUUCUCGAGAACAGUCUUCAAUUGUUAGGGGACGGGAGAGCUACUGGAAGGGUCAACAGCCAGCCAGUUUUGGAGACUCUGUUGAGCACUUUAUUGACCAGCCAAUGUCUGAUCAUGAGAAACUGAGUGUAAAAACCACCCUGGGAGAAGCUUCCUCAAGUGAGAAAAAGGCUCUUUUUCAAGAACUCUCUGCUCUCAAACAAAAAUUGAGGCAGCUGGAAUUGGAAACCAGUACAUCCAUGCUGGAACCGCAGCUGACUCCUUGA
Acanthosepion pharaonis is the source of this 3105-nucleotide messenger RNA. The record is from the annotation of a GenBank genome assembly. Lineage: Eukaryota; Metazoa; Mollusca; Cephalopoda; Sepiida; Sepiidae.